AUGGUUACAACUGCAAGCGGUGUUCAGCGAACGUUGAUACAUGAAGUACGAUUACUUGUAAUGGGACUAACUGAUUCAGGUAAAACAACAAUCCUAAAAGCUUUAUUAGGUUCAAAUUUUGAGACAACAACAAGUAAUGUGUCAUCAUCUGACAUGUUAUUCAAACCGUACCAAACAUUGGUAGAAGUACCACCGAAUGAUGACGAUCAAUAUGGAAGAAAAUUUAUCAUUAAGGCUUGUGAUACACGUGGUUUAAAUGAUCCAAAGUAUUCAGAUGAAGAUACAUUUGAAACAAUAGGAGCACUUUAUUCAUCUGACUUUAAUUUGAUAAAUCACGUUGUUGUCUGUUUCAAAUUAGCUCCCAUUCUGCCUGAUGUACAUAAUAGUAUAGUGAACCUAAUUAAUUAUCUUAAAACAGCUGGAUAUAAAUCAGAAAACAUCUGUAUUGCAUUAACAUUUUGUGACGCUCUUGUACCGGAAAAAAUUGACGCAUAUAUUAAUGAAAUGAAAAAACAUCCAGUUGUGAAAGAUCUAUUUAGCGUUGCAUCAAAAAUAUUUAUUGCAGCAUUACCUGAAAUAUCAACAGUAAGAAAUGAAUUUCGUUCAACAUUCGAAGAAGAACGGGAUAUUAUUAUAAACAAUUUAAUUUCACAUUUAACAAAUUACGUUGAACCAGUACGAAUAUUUUCGCAUGAACAAUUUCAGGAAAAAGUUCUACGACACGCCAAAAAAUUAACUCAAGAACAAACUGAAAGUCAGAGAAAUGAAAUAGACGAAUUAACAAAACAAAUCGGAGCCGCUGAUGCAAAUUAUCAGAAAAUUUGGGAGUUCAUAAAAGAAAAAGUAAAUGAAGGUUUAAGUAGUGAGAUUCAACAGUUCAAAGAACAAAAUGCACAACAUUUGCAGUCUAUGAGAAAAGUGCAACAAAACUAUGCAUUAAAUGUUGCCAGCGAAGUCAGUCGAUUAGCACAACAAAAUGUGGAAUUUUCUAACUCUUUAAAAUUACAACAAGAACAUGCUUCAACUAUACACAAACAAGUCAUCGAAUUAAUAAAACAACAGAAUACACAACUAUCCAGGUCUAUCGAAAAAUUGCAAACAGGACUUGCAUCAACUAAGGUCAGCAUUGAAUUAGCACAAAAUAAUAUACAAUCUCUUCUUCAGAAUCUCGAACGAUCGGUACAAGAAUCUGUCUCAAGUCUAAAAUCCGAAAUCACUGAAAUAAAACGAGAGAACGCACAACUUUCUCUGUCUAUGCAAAAGUUGCACAAGGAAGUGCAAGUAGCAUGUAUAUCAAAAAACAACAGUCAGUGUAUUAUUUGCUAG
Molecule: messenger RNA, 1326 nt
Organism: Didymodactylos carnosus
Lineage: Eukaryota; Metazoa; Rotifera; Eurotatoria; Philodinida; Philodinidae
Source: the annotation of a GenBank genome assembly